UUGUUGAGGGCACUGUUAGCGGGCAGGUGGAGUAUCCACACAGAGUAGCUAGUGAGCACUAGCUAGUGCACAGCAGCUACUUUGGGCUUUUCCCCCAUGUAGACAAGCCCGGGGUGUAAAGGAAGAUUUUAGCUGCAUUGGUCAUAGGACUGAUGAUCAAAUGACAUACAUUAAGUGGAACAAGUGCUGCUGCUUUGGGUUGGUUUUUACAUUGCAUCUCCCAUGUUUUUAACGGUAUGUCUAAAGCACCCAGAGCUUUGGAUGGUGGGGGCGGAGUGCCCUUUGAUGUGCAGUUCACAUAAGACAGAAAUCUAAAUAAAGAAAGAAAGUAAUUCAGUCCAGGUGCAACCUCACAACAAGGUUACGCCUGGGAUGAAUUUGGUCCAAUAUGUUUUGAAGCCUCCUAUAAAACUGCCUUUAUGGUUUGCAUACCAUUUGUAGAGCGAGAAAGGAUCUGAUAGAGAACCUCAAGCAUAGCAAGUUCUUUUUGUUGCUUUACUCCUUUCUGUUACUGGAAAUACGUGCCACAAGAAGCCAGCAGCCAUCACGGAGCGUGCACUCUCCCGUUUUACAAAGGGAGAAGAUGGAGUUCAUCAGUACGCUACUUUUCUUGCUGCAAGUUUCAAGUGCAGCAAGACGACGCAUUCAAGUGAUUGGUGAGGUUGGAGAAUCCAUCACUAUAAAGUGUCCCGUGAAGGACAUUUCCAGGCGAAAAUUCUGGUGCAGGGAGCUCGAGACAGGGAUCUGUGUUACCAUUGUCUCCACCUCUCCAUACAUCAAUGAGAAUUACAGGAAUAGAAUAUCCGUCACUGAGGGGCCUUGGGAAGGAAUAUUUCAAAUUACAAUUACAAGGCUGGAAGAGGAUGACACUGGGCUGUACACGUGUGGGACAGGAAAUCAAAAUGACAGAGGCAGUGGAAGGACCCUCCAAGUGGAGCUGGAGGUUUCUAAUGGGAAUGCUCCACCGAGAAUGGGUAUGUUGUCUGCUGAACCCCCGAGACAUGAUAGACCUAUUGUGAUACCAGAAGAGUCUGGCAGCAAAGGCGCUGACACCCAAGGAGUCACACAACCAGAGAUGACUAAUGGAGCAUGGGCAAAAUAUACCUCCUAUGUGGCGCCUGGCAUCAAAUUCCCUGAAGGUACAAUAAUCAUGCCUGCAGACGUCACUGGCAGCAUUGUUACCUUUGCAGAGACUGGAAGUAUAACAAAGGGGAUUCCAAAGAAUUCCAGGACAAUCAGCUCUGCACAUCCCAGGCAUAGAAAGCGCCUCUUGAGAAGCAAUUAUGGGAAUGAUGUCUUUCAAAUCAUGAUACCAAUUCUCCUGAUAAUGCUGCUGCUUGUGGCUUCUAUGAUAAUUGUUAGAAAACAGCUACGAGGGAAGAAAGGUAUUACAGUCCGCAUGUUUGGAUGUUUUGGAGAAGCAGCUUCCAGGGAAACCUAUGGAAUAAAUCUGAGGUUGAGUGCACUCGAACAUGGCCAAGGGCACAUUCCAAUGGAAAAUAUCUACAGCAUGUUACCCCGCAGGCUCGAGGGAGCUGACAGGAACGGGGACGACUAGUUCCAUUAUCCUCUUCUAGAGAAAAUUUCACCAGUCAUCAACAACAACAAAAAGAGAGAGAUAAUUUUGGCAUGAUAUAUGGCUGCCCUGUGGUGAAUUCAGUUUAUGCAAUAAACUGCAACACUAGGAAGUAAUUUGCAAGACAUGUGACUUAACUGACAAUUUAUUUUUGUCUGACAGGUUUAACCUUUAUAAUGCUGCCAUUUCUAAGGCUGCUAGUCAGAGCAAUGUCUGAGUGGGUAUAAAUAGUAGUAGUAAUAAUAUAAUAAUACCUAGCCCUUACAUAGGGCUUUUCAUCUGUAGAUCUCAAUGCACUUUACAAGGGAAUUCAAUGGGGAAACUGAGGCACGGAUCUGUAUCAUGGAAAUUAGGGAUAGCUUGAUUAUCUAUUGGCUAGCACAGAGUACAUUUUUAAAGAAUUUUUCUAGUCUUGUUUAAAUAUCCCAAUGACAAGAAUGUUAUCUUUUCUUAGGCUAUUCCACUGACUAACUGAUCUCACAGGGAGGUCAUUUUCCUGAUACUCAGACUCAGUUUCUCUUUCUAAAUGUUACACUCUUCAUAUAGCCCCUUGGAAUGCCCGAAAUCGGCCCCGGUGUGUGGUAAACUAUUAAAUAGCAAAACUAGAAAAUUGUAAUGAACUCAAUUAAUAUAACUAACUCAUGAAUAUAGGAGUGAUACGUUAGCUCUGAUAGACAUAGUGGCAUGGAUAGAUAAUGAUCAACAUAAAGAUUUGUUAGUCUCUAAGGUGCCACAAGUACUUUUCUUUUUUGCGGAUACAGACUAACCUGGCUGCUACUCUGAAACUCAACAUAAAGAUUGUGACCAUGGGUAUUUCCAGUGUUAGUUUACAGGAAGGGGUAUUAUAGUCCCUACUCAACAGGCCAGGCUCUGUAUUACACACCCUAUUCUUUUGUCCCAGUCAAGCUGGAUACAUGUUCAUAGUGAUGCUAUGAGAAGACACGGCAGGAAAUGCUUUCAUUUGGGAAAUGCACAGCACUUGCAUAAUAUACACGACUCAGCCUUUUUUACUGGGAAUAAUUGACGGAAGGUGCCAGAUAACUGGAUGUUCAAGGAGGCUUUUUAAGCACUGAUGAGACAGGUGAGAGACCUGCCUUUUCAGAAAAUUGAGGGGCAAGCUGGAAAAAUGCAGUUAAAUUCGCACGGGGAGUUGUAAUUUGUGUCGUCCUUUUUUCUUUUUCUUUGCAGGCUUGGCUAUUCAGACAAUCAGUGGAUUUUGCCAAGUUUGCAAAACCCUGUAACAGUCACAUCAUCUUGGCAGGGAGGCAAUGUGGCCUAUGGGUUACACUGGGCUGGGAUACAGGAGACUUCUGUUCUAUUCCCAGCUCUCUCACUCGUCUCCUGGGUGACUUUGGGCAAGGCACUUCCCCUCUCUGUGCCUCAGUUGCCCCAGCUGUAAAACAGGGAUAAUGAGUGACCUCGUUUGCAAAGUGCUUUGAGCUCUACUGUUGAAGCAUGCUGUAUAAACAUUAUGAUGCUCCUGCUGCUGCUGAUUAUGUGUUUCUAGCCCCCAAGGCACACAAGUGCCAGGAACCUUUACUGAGAGCCAAGAGUUGCUUCAGAUUAACUCAUUAGAUCGUGUUCCCAUUGCAGUACAAAGUUGUCCUGGUGCUCUUAGACCACUUUAAAAAACAACAACUAGGGAAUAAGCCUCAGGCUCCAUCGACUCUGGAGGCAGGAUUUUCAGAAGCAUCUAGGUCACUUAGGCACACUGGUGUCACUGCUAUUGUGUGAGGAAGAUUUUCAAAGUCACAUAUGGCAGUAAGCUGUUGAACCGUCUAGUAAUGCCUUUUAAAAUGUGUCAGUGGCCAUCUCUGCCUGUGUUCCUAAGUCACUACAGCCUGUGCUACACUUACACGUUUUAUGGCAUAACUACAUUGACGAGAGGUGUAAUUUUUUUUUUUUGGCCAAAAUAGUUUCACCUCUAUAACCCCUCUCAGGGGCAGUGGAACCUGGCAGGGAGCCAUUCCUACCUAAACUCACACCCAGAGUGGGACACAGAGAUCAGAGCAGGACCCAGAGGGGCUGGAGCAGUUGCCUUGGGGUCCAGGAAUAAGCUGUGGAGCAGAGAGUAGGAUUUGGCAGGACUGGAGCAGCUGCUGUGGCACCUGGGACUGGGCUGGGAAGAAGGUCGUGGGAUCCAAAGAAUCGGGAGCAGGUACCCUGGCACCUGGGAUCAGGCCAGGGAGCAGGGAGGAAGCCCUGGGAUUCUUCUGCCCAUCCGGGAGCACCUUCUCCCCUGCCCUGCCGAGCCGAAUCUCAGUACCUCCCCUCACACCCCCUUCUGUCCAUGCAAACCCUUUUGUGGGCAGUUAUUUCAGCAUAAGGCGACUUUACCGGUAUAACCUUUCCCGGCUUAUAGGAGUCUGCUGUACAAAAGGCUGAGAAUCUAUUCCACUACAUCUAGUCAUGACGGAAAUGAGUAGGCACUCGUAGUAUUCUUCCCUGCCUCAUACCACUGCAUUACCUUAGACCCACGGCUAGAUUUAAUGUUUUAUAAGAAGACACUUCUCUCAUUACCAUCUACUGUCUAUGAUUAUUUCCUAGGUUCUCCUGUACCGCAUGACUGUCAUCACUGCAGGGUUGACUUAUAAGAGCUGCUGUGACUG
Dermochelys coriacea (leatherback sea turtle) is the source of this 4185-nucleotide messenger RNA. RefSeq names its product Fc fragment of IgM receptor (gene FCMR). The transcript is spliced from 7 exons. The record is from RefSeq and is a predicted model, not a curated record. Lineage: Eukaryota; Metazoa; Chordata; Testudines; Dermochelyidae. The coding region runs from base 584 to 1558 and encodes 324 amino acids. Gene Ontology annotation, cellular component: plasma membrane. Gene Ontology annotation, molecular function: transmembrane signaling receptor activity.